CUCGCCUGCCCGCAGCGCCAGCCCAGCCCAGCCGGCUCGCUCUGCUGCGGGGAGAGCCAGCCAGCCGUCGCCCUCGCCGCUUUCCCCACGCCAUGGAUUUCAACAUGAAGAAACUGGCCUCGGAUGCGGGAAUCUUCUUCACCCGGGCGGUGCAGUUCACAGAGGAGAAACUUGGUCAGGCCGAGAAGACUGAAUUAGACGCUCAUUUUGAGAACCUCUUGGCUCGCGCAGACACCACCAAAAAUUGGACAGAGAAGAUCUUACGACAGACAGAAGUCCUGCUCCAACCGAAUCCCAGUGCCCGAGUUGAAGAGUUCCUCUAUGAGAAGCUUGACCGGAAGGUCCCGUCUCGGGUCACCAAUGGGGAACUUCUGGCUCAGUACAUGAUGGAAGCGGCCAGCGACUUCGGCGCCACCACUCCAUACGGCAAAACCCUCAUCAAAGUUGGCGAAACCGAGCGGCGUCUGGGAGGAGCUGAGCGGGACUUCAUUCACGCGGCUUCCAUCAAUUUCCUGACUCCUCUGCGCAACUUCCUGGAAGGAGACUGGAGAACCAUUUCGAAAGAACGACGGAUCCUGGAAAACCGUCGGCUGGACCUGGACGCUUGCAAAGCUCGGCUGAAGAAAGCGAAGGCCGCGGAGGCGAAAGCCGCGGCCGUGCCCGACUUUCAAGAGACUAGACCGCGUAAUUACAUUCUCUCCGCCAGUGCAGCCGCGGCGGAGCACGAGCUUCGGCUGGCCCAGACAGAGUUUGACCGACAGGCAGAAGUAACUCGCCUUCUCUUGGAAGGAAUCAAUAGCACGCAUGUCAACCACCUCCGAUGUCUCCAUGAGUUUGCAGAAGCUCAGACCACGUACUUCGCACAAUGCUACCAAUACAUGUUGGAUCUCCAGAAGCAGCUUAACAGGUUGCCGGGCACCUUUGUGGGCAACACGGAAUCCACUUCGCCCCCGCCCAACGCUGCUUCCCCGACAGCCAUGGUUGCUGCCACGGGACCUGCCGUGCCCACCCUCCCGGUGGUGACCACGAUCGCCGGAGCACCCAAUUCGGCUCCGGGGGUCGAAGCUCUGAAUCCCAGUGAGGUGAAGCCCCCCAGCAGUGGCACCCGGAAAGCCCGGGUGUUGUACGACUACGAUGCGGCCGACAGCAGUGAGCUCUCCCUACUUUCGGAUGAGAUGAUCACUGUGUACAGUCUCCCAGGGAUGGACCCCGACUGGCUGAUUGGAGAGCGGGGGAACAAGAAGGGCAAAGUGCCCGUCACCUACUUAGAACUGCUGAGUUAAGCCGGGCAAGGACUCCGCAAGCAAAUCACGAGGCCUCUUUCUUCUUCUUCUUCUUCGGAAAGGCUGAAACCGAUUCAUUCCGAGAUCCCGUGCUCUCCCUAUUUAUUAUUAUUGUUAUCGUUUGGGGUUCUUGGGAUGUGUGGAUCAAAGCCCCAAAGGGAUGGUGGUGAAUCACUUUCCCUUCUCCAGGAUUUCGGAGACCCCCCUCCAUUUAUCCUGGUUGGCUUUGAGGAUAUUUGGGAGCUGCUGCGAAGACGUGCCCAGCUCAUUGGGGGGAUGGUGGUGGGUCAUGAGGACUAGCCACUUUAGAGACCCUUCCUUCCUUCCUUCCUUCCUUCCCAUCUUCUAAUUUUUCCUUCCUCCUUCCGUUUCCAUCUUUCCUCCUUCUCUUCCUUCCUUCCCAUCUUCUAAUUUUUCCUUCCUUUCUCCCUCCGUUUCCAUCUUUCCUCC
Molecule: messenger RNA, 1733 nt
Organism: Notechis scutatus (mainland tiger snake)
Lineage: Eukaryota; Metazoa; Chordata; Lepidosauria; Squamata; Elapidae
Gene: SH3GLB2
Product: SH3 domain containing GRB2 like, endophilin B2
Biological process (GO): membrane organization
Cellular component (GO): cytoplasm; membrane
Molecular function (GO): protein binding
Source: RefSeq, a predicted model, not a curated record